GGGCGGCCCCCGCCUCCGCCGCCAUGUUGUGGGGCUGACGCCGCCGCGGGAGGCGGAGGAGGAGGAGGCAGCAGCCCUUGCGGAGCCGGCGCUGACGGGCAGCGCAACAGAUGGCUAAGAGCUAGCAAGGCAUAUUCAAGACCAUGAUGGCUCAGUUUCCCACAGCCAUGAAUGGAGGUCCAAACAUAUGGGCCAUCACCUCUGAAGAGCGGGCCAAGCAUGACAAGCAGUUUGAUAGCCUUAAACCCACAGGAGGCUACAUUACAGGUGAUCAAGCACGUACCUUUUUUUUGCAAUCAGGUCUACCAGCUUCAAUCCUUGCUGAAAUAUGGACACUAUCGGACCUGAACAAGGAUGGAAAAAUGGAUCAACAGGAGUUCUCUAUAGCCAUGAAACUCAUCAAGCUGAAAUUGCAAGGACAGCACUUGCCUGCAGUUCUCCCUCCUGUCAUGAAACAAACUCCAGUAUUUUCGCCGCUAAUGUCAGCUCGCUUUGGAAUGGGUAGUAUGCCAAAUCUGUCCAUGCCAACGUCUAUGUCUACGAUCACACCAUUAGCUCCCAUGUCUCUGACCUCCAUGACUUCCAUUCCUCCUUUGGUUAUCUCUGCUCCCCUGGUGCCUUCUGUCAGUACCUCCUCGUUGCCAAACGGAACAUCCAGCCUUCUGCAGCCUUUGUCCAUACCUUUCUCUUCAACGCUGCCUCAUACUGGUUCUUUAGGUCCCAUGGCAGGAGGGUUUGGUGGUACUAGUAUACAGAAGGCACAGUCACUAAUCGAUUUAGGAUCUAGCAGUUCAAAUUCUUCCUCUAGUGCUUCACUAGCUGGUAAUUCACCAAAGAUUGCAUCCUCAGACUGGGCAGUUCCUCAGGCCUCCAGAUUAAAAUACAGACAGAAAUUUAACAGUCUUGAUAAAAGUAUGAGUGGCUAUUUAUCAGGAUUUCAAGCAAGGAAUGCCCUUCUGCAAUCAAACCUUUCACAGACUCAGCUGGCUACUAUUUGGUCACUAGCUGAUAUUGAUGGAGAUGGACAGCUGAAAGCUGAUGAGUUUGUGUUAGCCAUGCACCUAACUGAUAUGGCCAAAGCUGGACAACCUCUGCCACUAACUCUGCCUCUUGAACUGGUACCACCUUCUUUCAGGAGUGGAAAAUGUACUGAAAAUAUAAAUGGAACUCUGCCAUCUUACCAGCCUGUGCAAGAGGAAGAGCCACAGAAGAAACAGCCAGUGACAUUUGAGGACAAAAGGAAAGCCAACUAUGAGAGAGGAAAUAUGGAGCUGGAAAAACGCCGUCAGGUCCUGUUGGAGCAGCAGCAGAGAGAGGCUGAACGUAAGGCUCAAAAAGAAAGAGAAGAACAAGAGCGAAGAGAGAGGGAACGUCAGGAACAGGAACGGAAGAAACAACUCGAAAUGGAAAGGCAGCUGGAGAGACAACGAGAGUUGGAAAGACAAAGGGAAGAAGAAAGGAGGAAAGAAAUAGAAAGGCGGGAGGCAGCAAAGCAAGAACUUGAGCGCCAGCGACGAUUGGAAUGGGAGAGAAUUCGUCGCCAAGAACUUCUUAAUCAACGUAACAGGGAACAAGAAGAAAUAGUCAAGUUGACCUCUAAAAAGAAGAGCCUUAAUCUUGAAUUAGAAGCCCUGACGGACAAACAUCAGCAAAUCUCAGGCAGAUUGCAAGACAUUCGAAGCAAAAAGCAAAUUCAAAAAACUGAACUGGAGGCUUUAGAUAAGAAAUAUGACCAAGGAAUCAUGGAAGUCAAGCAACUACAACAACAGCUUCAGGAGUAUCAGAAUAAACUAAUCUAUUUAGUUCCUGAAAAGCAGUUGUUAAGUGAAAGAAUUAAAAAUGCUCAACUUGAAAACACUCAGAGUACAGGAAUCAGUUCAGUGCACAAGAAAUCCCUAGAAAAGGAAGAAUUGUGCCAAAGACUUAAGGAACAACUAGAUGCCCUUGAGAAAGAAACUGCUUCUAAACUUGCUGAAAUGGAUGCGUUUAACAGUCAGCUUAAGUGUGAGAAUAUGGAUGAUUCUGUUCUUCAGUGCCUUUUGUCUCUGCUAAGCUGUCUCAACAACCUCUUCCUCUUACUUAAGGACCUGAGAGAAAGUUACAGCACACAGCAAUUAGCCUUGGAGCAGCUCCACAGGAUCAAACAGGACAAAAUAAGAGAGGUAGAAAAAAGAAGAGCUGAACUUGCACAGAAAAAGCGACUAGAAGAUGAGGCUGCAAGGAAAGCAAAACGGGAGAAGGAGAACCGAUGGCAGGAAAAUAUCCGAAGGGAAGAAGAAGAGAAAAAGAAACGAUUGGAGGAAGAACGAAUGCAGGAAAAAGUUCAAGAAAAGCUGAAAGCUGAAGAAGCAGUUGCUCUGAUGAGAGAAAGGGAAAAUAACCAACAGCUUCAUGCAGAGGAGGAGAAAAAUAGGCAAGCCACAGUCUUGAGGGAGACAGAACAACAAAGGCAGAGGCAACUGGAAGAAGAUAAAAGAAAGCAAGAACAAAUUGCAAAAGAAGCUGAGGAGAGGCAUAAGCAGAAUGAAGAAAUAAAGAAGAUAAAAGAAGUGACCAACUCUCAAGCGGUGGAGAAACGCACUUCCAAAUUAAACAUAAAUGAGAAGUUUGCAGAUCUGUUGAAACCAACAGAGGGUAAAAGUCUUAAGCCACCCUGGAAGAAUGAAGGCAAUGCAGUUAGUGUCUCAGAGUCUAGGAAUUCAGUUGCCUUGGUAAAUUACAGAGCUUUAUAUCCAUUUGAAGCAAGGAAUCAUGAUGAGAUGAGCUUUAAUACUGGGGAUAUAAUUCAGGUUGAUGAAAAAACUGUGGGAGAGCCUGGUUGGCUUUAUGGGAGUUUUCAAGGACAUUUUGGUUGGUUUCCAUGCAAUUAUGUAGAAAAAAUACCAGAAAGAGAAAAAUCUGUAUCUCCUAAGAAGGCCUUACUUCCUCCUACAGUAUCUUUAUCUACUACCUCAGCUGCUUCAGAACCACUUUCACCAAGUAGAUCUGCAGAAGAAUCUGAUCACCAAAACACACCUUUUUCUAGCUUGAAUGUUAAUACAGCAUGGCAACAGAAAUCAGCUUUUACUCGCACUGUGUCCCCUGGAUCUGUUUCACCCAUUCAUGGACAGGGGCAGCCUGUCGAGAACUUAAAAGCACAAGCACUUUGCUCUUGGACUGCAAAAAAAGAGAACCACUUGAAUUUUUCAAAAAAUGAUAUCAUUGCUGUCCUGGAGCAGCAGGAAAACUGGUGGUUUGGAGAGGUACAUGGAGGAAGGGGUUGGUUUCCAAAAUCAUAUGUUAAGCUCUUACCUGGGAGCGAAAUCAAGAAAGAGGAACCAGAAGCUAUUUAUGCAGCUGUAAACAAAAAGCCUAAUACACAGUCUUACGCAGCAGGAGAGGAGUAUGUUGCGCUCUAUUCAUACUCAAGCUCUGAGCCUGGUGACUUGACUUUCACGGAAGGUGAGGAAAUCCUAGUGACCCAGAAGGAAGGGGAAUGGUGGACCGGGAGCAUUGAUGGCAGAACUGGAAUCUUCCCCUCCAAUUAUGUCAGACCAAAGGAUCAAGAAGCUUCUAGUAAUGCUGGCAAAACUGGAACAAUAAAUAAGAAACCCGAAAUUGCUCAGGUUACUACUGCCUAUGCUGCAUCAGGAACUGAACAGCUUAGUCUUGCUCCUGGACAGCUAAUACUUAUUCUGAAGAAAAAUGCUAGUGGAUGGUGGCAAGGAGAGUUGCAGGCAAGGGGGAAAAAGAGACAGAAAGGAUGGUUCCCUGCCAGCCAUGUGAAAUUACUGGGUCCAAGCAGUGAAAGAACCACAUCUGCUGCUCCCUCAGUGUGUCAAGUGAUAGCGAUGUAUGAUUACAUGGCAAACAAUGAAGAUGAGCUCAGUUUCUCCAAAGGGCAGCUUAUUAAUGUACUGAGCAAAGAUGAUGCUGACUGGUGGCAAGGAGAAAUCAGUGGUGUGACAGGUCUCUUCCCCUCAAACUACGUGAAGAUGACCACGGAUUCUGAUCCAAGUCAGCAGUGACCCAAUGUUGUCUUCCAGUGUGAAAGCACCUCAGAGACCCACUAUCCAAGUUUGACUGUAGCGUGGAGGCAGGGUGGCCAGCCCUGCUCACAUAUCUCUGACACAAUCCUUUUGCUUCGUUUGAACAUUAGAUCCAGUCAAGAAAUCAGUUUUUUGUGGGUUUUCUUAUAAUCUACAGUUACAGUUGAUUUGUAAAAGCAGAAAGGAUAGUGGGUCUUUGUGUGGCUUUCACUGCUGUUCAUUCUUGUUUCCUUUAGUAUUUUUCUUUGGUAUUGAUAAUCGUAGAUCAUUAGCAUGCAUAUCAAGUUAUCGUUUGCAUGGUGGGAUUGCAGACACACAAAGACCCACUAUUUGCACAGUUUAUCUGAGCUGUUUUGAAUGGGCAGUUGUGUUCUUUUAAUGUUGUAAUGUACAUACUUUGCAGAAUUAAAAUGUUCGCUGAUUACUGUUCUAAUGGACUUGAUGUAAUCUCUUAUAUAUUGAGCUCUUAAAAUUGGCAGCCUACAAGGCUCAUCCAGGAAACAAACCCUACCUGUCUCUGCUGCUGAUAGUCACUGUGAUUACAAACAUGCUACAAGAUCUAAGAUUUAGAUCUGGCGCAGUCCAUCCAGCCUUUUAAUACCCUUUUUAACUGGGGAAAGAACUAUUAAGCAUAGAGUGGAGGAUAUUUUAAUUUUUUUCUCCCUUCACAGUAGUACUAUAGCAGGAAUUCAGGUUGUUCUGGCUCAAUAUAUCCUAUCCCUAAACAACCUCCUUUCUUUAAAUACUUUAUUCCAAUAAUUCGUAUUUGCUUUCAGUUUUAGCAAACAGCAAACAUGUACUAGUUACUGCAGUAAGUACUUAUACAGCCUCUGUGCUACUAGACCCUUUCCCUGCCCCUUUUCUUCAUUAAAUAGUUAACGGUACUGAAUAGUGUUUUUAUCUGGCUACGGUCUGCAGUGACUUAACGUAAGUACUAUCUGAAAGCUGCAGCCUAAUACAUGGGUAACCUCAAGAAAGAUAUGUUGCCAGAAAAGAAACACUAACAGACACCUGGAGCUGAAGGCAGAGCAUUUGGGUUUAGAAAUGGAACUAUACUCCUCAGCUCAAAAGUGGUCCUUAAAGGUACAGUUAUGGCAUGUCAGCAGUAUGGUGCAGUAAAGGCGCUCACAUUUUAUUAGUUUGGGCGGAGGGAAGGAGGGACCAGGACUUCAGGACUAUAACCCUGAUACCCCUUUAAAUAAAAGGAUUAAUUUAAUAGCGGACUGCUUGUCUAAUUAAAUAGUGCUGUGCUCCUGUAACAACAGGAGAGAUCUAGUAGACACGGUAUUUAAUUUAGUUGGUUUCCUGAAGUUGGUUACGAAACAGCAAAGGUCACUUAUGCAAUCAGAAAUGUUUACAAAACACUGCUUGUUUACUAUAUACAUACAUAUAUAUAUAUAUAUAUGAAUGUUGUGAAGGUACUAUCAGGAAAAGGUUAGUCCAAUUGCAGAGAUUAAAAAGACUUUCUCCAAAACUUCUAUGUUACGUAUUUAAUAUACUUGAUCAAAUAAUGUAUGUGUGCCCUUUAGUUCAGAGAGAUAUCUUUUGUGCAAUAUGGACUACAGCAAUGUGCCUACAUAAAACUACAAAUGGGUUUUUAUUCUGGAUGUAUUUUGUCUAAACCAAUAUUUUGUUAUAGAAUGAAAUCAUGUUAUUGUAGGCAAGUAAUGUGCUAGAUAUUUCCUCAAGUAUUCUAGCUGACUUGAUUUCCUUAUGAAACUACAUUUUAAGUAUUUCUACUAAAAUAUGCUAAUCACCCUGAAUUGCCUUCUCUCAAUUUCUGACUUUGAAAGCCUGUUUAAUACAGGUGCAAGUGUGUUGUGCUACACCAGUGGCAUUGAGCAGUCACUUACUGUAGUCUAAUAAUUUAUCUUAUAAAUUAUCCCAUUUCUAAAAGGCACUGUUAACCUGUGGGAUUUGAGCCAAACUGACUUCCCAAUGUUCAGUGACAGUUUUCCUUGAAUGCCAAAUUGCUACUAAUUGUCUUUGAAAAACUAAAACCAACUUCACAUCCUAUCUAGGAUGUUCUAGGAAAUAGUUACAUGGCAUUUUCCAAAAACAACUGGCAUUCUACCCAUUUUUUAACUGAUAUAAUUGGAGAUGAGGGUAGUAUUAGGUAGAGUUUCACACAAGUGGCCCUAUUGUUGGGCAUGUAGUUGAGCAUUGAUAAUUAUUGAAACAGCUGCCCCUCAUUUUGAACUGAUGAGUAUUGAAAUGAAGCAUUUUGGGCUUUCACAGUUACCUUUUCAUGUUUCAGUAUUACCUGAGUAUGCCUCAAAUUCUCUAACUGUAAUAACAAAGAUAAUACACCUUAAUAAUGCUGAUUGACAGAGACAUAGUCCCUGCCUUCCGUAUUUAUCUCUACUGCAAAGGUCUGCCUAACACAGCUCAAGCACAAUCACCUGAGAGCUCUGCUCUCCUGUUGCACACUGGUGCAGAAAGAAUUGAAUACAUGCAUCAGAUCAUCAAUGGGAGAGACUAUGCCAAGGAUGUAUUUAAGGCAAGAUUAUUUUAAAAUAAUGUUCUGUAUCAAUGAAGAGGUGUAGCUAAUAGACGCUGGGCUUAAAUCAGACUUUUUCUUUCAAAAAUGUUACUUUUUUUCUGGUUGUGUUCAAUCCACUCUCUUGUUGAUACAAGUCCAUAGAGCUGAGUUCAGCUGUCGUCCCAGCCAGCCAAGUAAAACUAGUGUUGAAGUGUACACCCCUUAUUUGGGUGAAAAAGGUUGGCUUUAGAACUAAGGACAAGGUGGAAAAUAGAGGGGUUUUGUUGAACUGAUGGUCCCCAGUCAAGAACUGAGAGUCUAAAUGUUGCUCAGAGCCACACAAGGUUAACAGUUAAAACUGAAGCCAACCAGGAAAGCAAAAUAUGAUGUUGCCUGCAGCAUAAUACUUGCUUAAUAUUGUUCCUGUGGGCCAGCAGAGAAUAGGGGCCAUGGUGUAAUUGGGAGUAAGAAUGUAAACGAUGCUGUAAAUGCACAAGAGCAGGUACUGAAACGCUUCCUAAUUUUUUAACUGUCUAAUUUGCAUAAUGGACUAACAACCUACAAAAGUGUAGUUUUACAAAAGUGUAGUUUUACAAAAGCGUAGUUUACAGAGCUGAGUUCCUGAUCCAGCGGUUGGAUCCAUGCAGGAAAGUCUUAUGCCACCACCAAGACCCGGUUGCAGGGCUGGGGUGUGCGAGUCGUCAGUGAUGGUGAAGGGCUGUGAAAGCAUACAAAGCGCUAUCUUAAUGUCAGUGGUAAUAGCGUUACAGUUAGGAGUGCAGAAGGCAUAAAGCUCCAUCAAAAAACUCACACGCUAAUAAUUGAAACGUCUCCUACCAGUCACUGAAUAUUUAUGCCAUCUUGAUGCUCUGUCAGAUUGUAUCCCUGUGUGAUUUUCUUGAGUCGGGUUGAAAACACCUGUAAAUAAGUCUGCUUGUAGGAAUGCUGACAGAUCUUGGCCUGUAGUAGUGUUGGGAGCUGCUACAGGGCCAUGCUACUUCAAUGUAAUGAACUAGUAAAACUGCUACGUAAUGGUGUGUGCUACCUUAAAAUCUCAUUUGUUGUUCUUUUCAAGCUAGAGUAUUCAUGUUUGGGGAUGAUUGUUAAGACAUGCAAAUGCAGGCUGUGCUUUAGCAUGAGGCAAUUGUUCAUCUUUGGGUUUAAACAAAGUUGUAAGAUAACUAUGCAAAUGUAUUUUAUUAAAGGGACACAUAAAAGGA
Harpia harpyja (harpy eagle) is the source of this 7730-nucleotide messenger RNA. It is a transcript of the gene ITSN2, whose product is annotated as intersectin 2. Gene Ontology annotation, molecular function: guanyl-nucleotide exchange factor activity; calcium ion binding; molecular adaptor activity. The transcript has 30 exons. Lineage: Eukaryota; Metazoa; Chordata; Aves; Accipitriformes; Accipitridae. Bases 144 to 4007 code for a protein of 1287 amino acids. Gene Ontology annotation, biological process: clathrin-dependent synaptic vesicle endocytosis; endosomal transport; positive regulation of Rho protein signal transduction. The record is from RefSeq and is a predicted model, not a curated record. Gene Ontology annotation, cellular component: clathrin-coated pit; cytoplasm; plasma membrane.